Cercospora beticola is the source of this 2537-nucleotide messenger RNA. RefSeq names its product glycoside hydrolase family 43 protein. The record is from RefSeq and is a predicted model, not a curated record. Lineage: Eukaryota; Fungi; Ascomycota; Dothideomycetes; Mycosphaerellales; Mycosphaerellaceae. Gene Ontology annotation, biological process: carbohydrate metabolic process. Gene Ontology annotation, molecular function: hydrolase activity, hydrolyzing O-glycosyl compounds.
CACAUAUACAAUUGCUGUACGUUCCUCAGCACAUGGACAUAGCUCCACCCGCAACAAUGAACGAAUUUACACGCGUAGCACUGCUGCUUAGCAGCUUAUGGACAAUUUCCACGGAAGCACUCAACUCCACAUUCUACAAUCCAGUUCUACCAGGCUGGAACUCAGAUCCAACAUGCACACAAGUAAACGGUACCUUUCUCUGCGCCACAAGCACAUUCGAUGCCUUCCCAGGUCUACCCAUCUAUGCAAGCAAUGAUCUGAUCAAUUGGAAGCUGAUCAGCCAUGCUUGGAACCGAGAAGAACAACUACCAGGUAUCGGAGAACGAACGCUCGACCAGCAAGCCGGGAUGUACGCUCCUACGCUGAGAUACCACGACGGAGAGUUUUACAUCAUCUGCACUUACUUGUACAAUCGCGUGAAUGGGAGUGUUGGGACACUAUUCAGGACUUCCGAUCCUUUCGACAAUGCAGCGUGGUCUCAGCCAAUUCUGUUCGAUGCUCCUUCCAUCGAUCCAGAUCUCUUUUGGGACGAUGACGGCAAGCUGUAUAUGGCGUACGCGGGCAUUGGUCUGGCAGAACUCAAUGCUGAGACUGGGGAGCUCACAGAGGGAAUCAGGAUCUGGAAUGGCACCGGAGGCGUGUAUCCAGAGGGUCCUCACAUCUACAAGAAGAAUGGGUGGUAUUAUCUCUUGAUUGCAGAAGGAGGUACACAGCUCAAUCAUAUGGUGACUAUCGCUCGGUCGCGAAACAUCACUGGGCCAUACGAGGGUUUUGAGAACAAUCCCAUUCUGUCGAAUGCCAAUACGACCGAGUAUUUCCAAACAGUCGGUCAUGCAGAUUUAUUCCAGGACCAGAAUGGGAAAUGGUGGGGCUCAGGACUUGCCACGAGAUCCGGGCCGGAGUGGGAGAUAUACCCUAUGGGGCGCGAGACUGUCCUUUAUGCUGCUUCCUGGGACGGCGACUGGCCAGUCCUAGAUCCUGUGCGGGGUGUGAUGACCGGCUGGCCUCUUCCUUCAUCUUCAAAAGUGCUGCCAGCAUCUGGCCCAUACACCUGGGAGCCAGAGACUCUGAACUUCGCUCCCGGUAGUUCUCUUCCAGCGAGUUUCUAUACUUGGAGAUACCCUCCAUCCACCUUGACUUUCCAAAUCUCAGCUCCGGGACGCGAAAACACUUUGAGAAUCCUCCCAUCGCGUGCCAACUUGACAGGUUCGUCCGAGUCACCUGAACUAUCUGGUCUGCAAGGAAUUGCCUUUGUGUCAAGAAAGCAAGAACACACUCUCUUCACCUUUGCGGUGGAUCUGAGCUUCAAUCCCCAAAGACCUGGCCAAGAAGCCGGCAUCACGGCUUUCUUGACGCAACAGCAGCAUAUUGACCUUAGCGUGAGGCAUGCCAAAAGCUCGAGAAGGCAUGAGAGUCGGCAGCUCGUCUUGCGCACAUAUGCCGAUUCUGCCAAUUUGACAUCGAACCUCAAAACAAUACCACUGCCAAGCUCUUGGUCGAAAUCUACUGCCAUUAGGCUACAGAUCCACACGGCAAACGACACCAGCUACGUAUUUUCAGCGUGGCCGGCAGACAAUGCCAACGAGCGACUGAUUGUAGGCUCCGUUUCAGCGAGAAUUCUUUCCGGCGGCACAGGUCCAAUUACAGGCACUCUGCUAGGCGCCUUUGCAACCUGUAAUGGCGGGAAUGGCAGAAAUAAUACAUGUGCGGAUGCUGGUGGCGAAGCGUACUUCAGUAAUUGGAGUUAUACUGGUGCUGCGCAGAAGGUUGCUGCUUCUGAGUUUGUGCCAUCUGUGGCGUUGCAUGGAGCAAUCUAGCGCUGUUGCCGAAGCCAUCUGUCUCGUGCUGGAGAGGAAUAAAGUGCUAGGUCUUCAUUCCUAUGGGGGAAGUGAACUCUCUGCUUCGAUACCGUGGCAGUAGAUCCGCUCCAAAUCUCGGCAGUGGAAUUGGUGACGCAGCUGUAGUCGUUGGUAGAGAAAGGUGAAUGCGGCCGGACGCUCAUUGAACGCCUUCGAUGUACUCGUGAUGGCCUGUCAUUUCGCAGUCUGUUGAGGUGAGGUGCUCAAGCAAUGGGUCCCUACAGUAUCGCCCAACUCAGCUGCUCGUCUGCCCGGGCAGGUCUCCGCACAUCGUUGUCGCGAGUCUCGAAGCCUAGUUAGGUCCUAGGUGCGACAUCUCCGCUCGAUGCUCGCCUCAGAUCCAGAGAACCGAAUAUUUGGCUGCUAGCUCGAUGGCUCUAUACGACUCCGAGAUGCAGAGAAAUCACACAUUGCCCGCUUAUCGCGCCAAAGAGCCUUGAGCAACGACAUCAUGUGCUCUGCUCUACUGUACGUGACAGCAAGUAAAUCGGCGGCAGGAGAAACCUCGGUGCCAGAUCGUCCGCGCACCGAUGUUAUUACAUGGGAACGAUCGUUGCUGCAAGUGAUUUAAAGGUGGCCGCGGUCGCACCUAUGUAGGACAGGCAGUGCUGAAGAGCAAGGUCGACUAAGGAAAUCAGCUUCCGUUCUCUCACGUUGUCACAACUUAGCCUCAACGCC